Larimichthys crocea (large yellow croaker) is the source of this 2089-nucleotide messenger RNA. RefSeq lists its product as uncharacterized. Gene Ontology annotation, biological process: DNA integration. Gene Ontology annotation, molecular function: nucleic acid binding. The transcript is spliced from 2 exons. The record is from RefSeq and is a predicted model, not a curated record. Lineage: Eukaryota; Metazoa; Chordata; Actinopteri; Sciaenidae. The coding region runs from base 561 to 1535 and encodes 324 amino acids.
AGGCAAAAGAAGACAGGUCUCCACUCGACCGCCUUGAGAAGUUUUCUGACUGGUCGAGGCUAGUACAAGCAGUUGCCAGAUUGAAACGACGAGUCAAAGAACACAAAGGUGAGAAACAAAGAACGAAUGAGAGUACAAGUUUAGAAGAAAGGAAGGAAGCAGAAAUUGCUAUCAUCAAGCUAGUUCAAGAGGAAGCGUUCCCAGAUGAGAUAAAGAGCUUGAAAGUAAGGGAAGUUAUAGCCAAGACCAAGUACAGCAACCUGAACAAGUUAAGUCCAGUGUUGGAUGAAGAAGGAGUGCUAAGAGUGGGAGGACGCUUGAGCCAAGCCGCGUUACAUCCACACGUAAAGCAUCCAGCUAUACUUCCAAAGAACAGCCAUAUAUCAGCACUACUUAUCAAGCACUUCCACGAAAGAGUGCAUCAUCAGGGACGUGGACUCACUUUAAACGAACUGCGAGCUAACGGAUGGUGGAUCCUAGGAAGCAGCAGCGCAGUAUCGUCACACAUCUUCAAAUGUGUCAAGUGUCGAAAGUACAGAAGAUGUACUGAGGAACAAAAGAUGGGUAACUUACCUCAAGACAGAAUGGAAACAACCCCUCCGUUCACCUACACCGGCAUAGAUUGCUUCGGCCCUGUCUAUGUAAAGGAAGGGAGAAAAGAGAUUAAAAGAUAUGGACUUUUACUCACAUGUCUAUGUUCAAGAGCUAUUCAUAUAGAAGUGCUCGACGACAUGACCACUGACGCGUUCAUCAACGCUCUAAGAGCGUUCAUUGCCAUCAGAGGAAAUGUUCGUCAGCUUAGAAGCGAUCAAGGAACCAACUUCAUCGGCGCAAGGAGAGAGUUUGCACAACUCAUGAAAGGAAUGGAUGGAGAAAGAGUCAAGGCUCUAGGAUGUGAAUUUCUAAUGAAUUCCCCAGCGGCAAGCCAUAUGGGUGGCAUCUGGGAAAGGCAAAUCAGAACUAUAAGGAGUGUUCUCACUGCCAUUCUCGAUGAGUCAGCACAAAGAUUGGACAGCUCUUCUCUAAGAACUUUCUUAUAUGAGGUGAUGGCAGUUGUCAAUAGCAGACCACUUACCGCUGAACAUUUGAAUGACCCAUCCGCACCCGAACCUUUGACUCCGAACCACAUUCUGACGAUGAAGUCCACAAUUAUCCUUCCUCCACCUGGACAGUUCGUCAAAGAAGACCUGUAUCUUCAAAAGAGGUGGCGCAGAGUUCAAUAUUUGGCCAAUGAAUUUUGGAUUCGUUGGAAAAAGGAAUAUCUGCUGAGUUUGCAACCCCGACAAAAGUGGCAGAAGACAAGAAGAAACCUGAAGGUGAAUGACAUUGUGCUUUUGAAGGAUGAGCAAGCACCACGUAAUGAAUGGAAGCUGGCCAGAAUAGCAGAAGUCUAUCCCGAGUCAGAUGAUAGGGUGAGAAAAGUCAGAUUGCUGGUUAGUGACACCACAUUCAAUGACAAGGGUAAACAUACAACUAAAACAGUGUUUCUUGAUAGACCCAUACACAAGCUUGUGACCUUGAUUGAAGCAGAUUAAGAUGCUUAAUGUUUUCAUCAUUCCUUGUUGAGUGGUAAAGUUCUUUGAGAAUGUUUAAGAGUUGACUUGCAACAGUAUUAAGUUGUGAAGUAUUGAGAAAUCCCACAGUAAGAUUGUUGUGAUUUGGUGGGAGUGUAACUGUUGCUACUUUAAUUUUCAUAUUCAUUUAAUAUUCCUUUUCAUUUUGUAUAAGAAACUCAUUUUGUGAAUUAUCUGGUUAUUUUUGUAAUUGUUCACAUGCUUCUAUUAUGAAAGGCUAAGGGUACUUUUAUUUUGAAGCCUACGUUGAGCUGUCGUGCCUGUAGCGUUUGCCUAACGGCAGAGAGAAGCAAGCGUGGUCACUUCGUGACACACAGCGGCCCAGCUUAUGUGUGAUGCUGUCGAGCUACACAGUUAAAAGGUUACAUGGUGAAGACAGAAGAACUAGAUUUCCUUUCAUGGCAUGCAGCCAACGAGUUUCACGGUUUGCGGAGGUCUUUGGACGGUUGUGGAGAGUUGGAGACUUCAAUAAACCCGUUGAAGAAAUCACUUGCGUCUGCACAUGCUUGGGAGGG